CGGAUGUUGUCAAAGAUGACGAAAAGGAAGUGGUCCAUGCAAAGUGUCAAAGAUGGCGGCACACAUGUCAAGGCGAAUGCUGCUUAAAUAAUAUACACAGUUAUACUGUUUUCUCUAUGGUAUGAGUCGCUAAAGUGAAUAAUCAAGUAUAGACUGCACUUUAUUACUCAUAUAUGACCACAUAAGGAACGAGAGGAUGGCAGUUUUGGGUGAUUUAUGUCGAACCGUGCGGUUAUUACUAGGUCAAAUUCAAAGGUGCGGGCAGAGUGGGUCAGCAAUCAACCAAUAUCAGAAAUCAGUCCGUUGUAUGAGCCUGGCGGCGCCCAAGCUUCAGCCCACUGUAGAUGAUAAUGAAGCCGUGAACCCGACAUUUGUGAACAGAAACCCGCGGAACCUGGAGCAGAUGGCUCUAGCGGUGAAGGACAGGGGCUGGAGAACAACCUGGCCGUCCCAAAAGUUCUACCACAGGUUGGUUUUCUCUCGCUCCCAGCACUAUGUAACAGCUGAGGUGUUUGCCAACGGUGAUGCAGUCCCUGUGCUGUCGUGUUCCACCAAAGAGUGGGCCCUGAAGCGUGAGCUGGGUUCUACCCGUUGUGUGGCAGCCAGCCAGGCUGUGGGUGAGGUGCUAGCACAGAGGUGUCAUCAAGCUGGCAUCACAAGGAUGGUGUACAGACACAUCCCCUGGCAGUAUCGCUCUGAUGCUGUAAGUACGGGUGGGGGGUUGUGACAUCCCUUGACAGUACUGGUAGAAUGCUGUUCAGUCCUUCCGGACAGCAAUGAAGGAGGGAGGCGUCACCCUCAGUGAACCGCGGCAGAAAUUCAUCGGGAACUAAACUGCAAAGGUUCCUAAUAGCCUAUAAACAAAAUAUUCUCCCUGUUUGUGUUGACACAAAAUGGCCCAUUUUCAAUUUUAUUUACAUUGUGUAAUUCAAUAAAAAAAAGGCAGACAAAUGAACGUGA
This is a messenger RNA of Salmo salar (Atlantic salmon), 960 nucleotides long. RefSeq names its product mitochondrial ribosomal protein L18 (gene mrpl18). NCBI's taxonomy places the organism in Eukaryota, Metazoa, Chordata, Actinopteri, Salmoniformes, Salmonidae. Gene Ontology annotation, cellular component: mitochondrion; ribosome. Gene Ontology annotation, biological process: translation. The record is from RefSeq and is a predicted model, not a curated record. Gene Ontology annotation, molecular function: 5S rRNA binding; structural constituent of ribosome.